UAGUUUGCUAAGUGACUCUAUUGGAAACGGACGGGAUUUGUGGUCUGGUGCUUAAUUCAAAAACAGAAUAUCUGUGUUGUUUACGGCUGUCGUCAAUUAAACGUUGAAAGAAAAAUAAAAUAAUAUAAAAUACAAAAAGAUGUGCAGCCGGAGUUGAGCGACUGAAGAAGAAACAUUUGUCUGUGGCGCACAUACUCGUUUGUACAUACAUACAUAUGUAUGUAUGUAUAUCUGUCAGUGUUUGUAUACGGCAAAAAAGGCAAACCAAUUAAAUCUGUAAUAAAAUGUAUUGAGCUAGCGGGAAAAGUAUCAGUUAUUAAGCCACAUUCAUAGCACUUGUGGUUACUUGUUGGACAACUUGGCUGGUGGACAGGAUUAUGAAGCAUCUGCUUCGUAACAAAAAAAUGUACAUACUGUACAAGCGUACAGUACAAGUAUGCACAUAUAAAAUACGCAUAUUACCUAUCGGUUAUCACCUUGCUUGUGGUAGAAAUGAAAAUACGAGCAACAAAAGCAACUAAGAAUACAACACGCUGAUAAUUUGCUUAUCAAAUGAAAACAAACACGAAAUGGCAGUGAUAACACCGUUAUCUGCUUAUACUAUAAAACAUGUUUAUCUACUUAUAUACGAACUUAAUUAUUGCACUACGAAGGGUUGUUACCACGAAGAGGAUGUUCCUUAAAUUUAGUAGUGAAAAAGCUUUCGCUUCAACGCUAAAUAUUGUGCGACAAAGAAAAAAAUUGAAUUCAUCCGUCGAAUAUAUUUUCGAGUAAAAAUAAAAAGUGAAGUGAUAAACGAAAAUACAACUUACUUAAAACCAUUUUGCAUAUAACAAAGUUAAUUGUGCAUACCUAAAAGUGAUUUACAAUAUAAAACUGAAUCAUAGUGCAAAGUACUUCACCUUUACUAUGAGGUGCAACAAAAGCAAAAUAAAUAAUUUCAAUUGAAAAUCUGCGCACAAAAGUCAAAAAUAUUCGAAAAUGGAUUACAAAUAUAUGUUAUUGUUACUCACACUCGGUGCUAUAGCUGCAUUCUCCGGAGCGCAACACGAAAAUAUACCCUACGAGGAUGUGAAUGACAUUUGUGAGACUUGUGUGUGUUUAACAGCACACGAUGGCGACAAGCGUUAUCACCACUUACUAAGCUGCACAUUGAAGAGAUUUAAGCAUAUAUUAUCACGUUGGCCAGAGGAAUUUGGCAAGAACCACAACAGUGUCGACAUUGUGGCCACUUUCUCGUACAACAACAUCGAACUGUUGCAACAACUGCCAGCCACAGAUGCCAAACUCACAUUUUCCUGCCGCCAUUGUGGUAUUAAGUACCUGCAAGAGCCCACCUUUAUUGAUGUACCCAACAUCAGACGAUUGGAUUUAAGUUGGAAUGAAAUAACUAGCGAUGUGCUAACACCUGGCGUAUUUCGUGGUCCCUAUCGUGUGGACCAUUACGAGCCCAUCGAUUUGGUGGACUUGGAUUUGAGUCACAAUAAAUUGCAUGCCUUGGAUAAAAAGCUGUUUGAGCACACACCAAAUUUGACGAAAUUAAAUUUAAGUUAUAACGAUUUUACGGUGUUUAAUGCACCGACCAUUGCGGCGCUGUCGUCGGUAACCAAUUUACAGGACCUCGAUUUGUCUUACACGGCCAUUAAAACUGUCUCAGCGUCAAUUUUCAAGUCUCUGCUGAAUUUGCGCAUUUUAAAUUUAUCUGGUAAUCAGUUGACUGCUGUGCCAGAUAAGCUGCAACUGGUUGGUAGCAGUUUAAUGGCGCUCAACUUAGCCGAAAAUCCCAUUGAACGCUUUACGGAGCAGAGUUUUAUGGGUCUCAAAUCACUACAGAGCCUCAAUAUUAGUGAUAUGCCUGCAUUGAAAGUAAUUGACAAAAGGGUAUUCACGCACUUGGAGACUCUGAGACGUUUGGAUUGCGCACACAAUCCGAAAUUGGUGGAAUUCGAUUUGGAGGGUCUUUCGCAUUGCAGUAAUCUGACAAAUCUUGAUAUUUCCUACUGUGCACUGACGACAAUUUUCGUUAUUGCGAAUGUCACAAACAAGUCGGAAACGGGCGAAACCACAAUGGCUAAACCUUGGCCGCAUUUGCAUACCUUCGAAACUGUUGGUAAUCCUUGGUACUGUAAUUGCACGCUUAUCCAAUCAAUGGAAUACAUUGGGCUACCACAGGGUAGUGCGGACAGUGCAGCACGUUGUGAUACACCUUAUUACUUCGCGGGCGAAUUAAUAUCCAAUUUGACCUCACAGCAAAUAUGUAGUUUGCGUAUACCUAAAAAAUUCAAGAUCGUCGAAGAGGAGCCACCACGUUUUCUACGUAAACGUUAUAUCAUUUUAUCCGUCAUAACGGCAGCCGUUGUGGUGUCGGUGGGUGUACUAAUUGGUUUUGCCAUAGCAGCUAUACGUCGAAGACUGAAACGUGAUGAUUUUGGUGUGGAGCCGAUACGGUAUACCAGUGUGCGCAGUAGUAAUUUAUCGGCAUUCUCGCACGGCAAUACCAAUUCGAUUGUGGUGAAUGGAAAUGGUGCGACUAAUGGCAAUUUAUGAGUAUUAUUAUAAUGUUUUUCUUUUCUUAUAAUAGUGUUAGUUUUGUAAAAUAAAAAAAAUUAAAAAAAAAAAUAUUUUUGAUGAACUUUUCCUACUGCGUAUUUACGUAAUAUAUAUGUAUAUAUUUAUGUACCUAUAGAAUAUAUUCUUAGUAAGCUUAAGUACUAAAACUAUAAUUUAUUGUUUAUAUUCACAAGAAUAUUUGUUUUUAUUUAUAAGAAAUGUUUCAUAAGAAUGUCCAACGCAUUAUCAGCUGCUUUUCGGACCAUCAGAAAACUUAGGUAGCGAUUUAUUUUACCAAAGAUGUUAUACAACAGACGUACGUAUGUAUGUAAAAAUAAACGAGAUCGGAAAAACUACAAUUUGAUCGUUUUGAAAAUAAUUAUGUAUGUAUUUAUUUUAUUAUUUAUAUUAGCGUUAUAUAUAUAGUAUUUUAAAUUAAAAGACGCUCAAGAGAAGUAUUGUAAUUGCCAUGUUUUUUUAUGAAUAUACGUAUUUAUGUGUGUACUUAAUAUUAAAACACUAGUUAUAAGAAAAUCAAAUUUGACUUUUUUUUAACAAUUUUUUUAACUUCAAAUGAAAUGUUGUAAACGUUCUAAUGUUAUUUACAAUUUGUUAGAAAAUUAAAUACAAUAAAUAAAUUUACCGAGUAAAAGAA
Molecule: messenger RNA, 3205 nt
Organism: Ceratitis capitata (Mediterranean fruit fly)
Lineage: Eukaryota; Metazoa; Arthropoda; Insecta; Diptera; Tephritidae
Product: platelet glycoprotein V
Exons: 6
Coding region: 982-2547 (521 amino acids)
Molecular function (GO): protein binding
Source: RefSeq, a predicted model, not a curated record